Trematosphaeria pertusa is the source of this 1717-nucleotide messenger RNA. RefSeq names its product imidazole glycerol phosphate synthase HisHF. Lineage: Eukaryota; Fungi; Ascomycota; Dothideomycetes; Pleosporales; Trematosphaeriaceae. The transcript has 3 exons. The coding region runs from base 1 to 1659 and encodes 552 amino acids. The record is from RefSeq and is a predicted model, not a curated record. Gene Ontology annotation, molecular function: oxo-acid-lyase activity; imidazoleglycerol-phosphate synthase activity. Gene Ontology annotation, biological process: L-histidine biosynthetic process.
AUGCCGACCGUUCACCUCCUCGACUACGUGGCGGGCAACGUCCGCUCGCUUGUCAAUGCCAUCGAGAAAGUCGGCUACACCGUCGAAUGGGUCAAGUUACCCGCCGACGUGCCCUCCGCAGAAAAGCUCAUCAUUCCCGGCGUCGGCCACUUCGGCCACUGCUUAACGCAACUCGACAAAGCUGGCUACAUCGAGCCGAUACGAGCGCACAUCGAAGCCGGGAAGCCAUUUAUGGGAAUAUGCGUCGGUCUGCAGGCGCUGUUUGAGGGCUCGGAAGAGGAUCCAGAGGUCAAGGGACUGGGCCUGAUUCCCGCACGGCUGAAGAAGUUCCAGGACGAAGAUAAGAGUGUGCCGCAUAUUGGGUGGAAUAACGCCAAUACGUCGCGGACCGGCGAGGUCACGGAUGAAUCGCUCUACGGACUACGACCGAGCUCGAAAUACUACUACGUGCACUCCUAUGCGGCACCGUACACAGAUGGUGAAUUAGAGAAGGCUGGCUGGACAGUUGCUACUGCGCGGUACGGGAAUGAAGAGUUCGUUGGAGCUGUGGCGCGAGACAACGUCUUCGCAACCCAAUUCCACCCCGAGAAGAGCGGCGCUGCAGGCCUCAGAGUCAUAAAAGCAUUCCUCGAUGGCACGAAGUCACAAAAGCUACCAGAGAAGCCACCCGCGUCGGCAACGAAAGAAGGCUUGACGCGCAGAGUCAUCGCCUGCCUCGACGUCCGCACAAACGAUCAAGGAGAUCUCGUAGUAACAAAAGGCGACCAAUACGACGUGCGAGAAAAAGACGGCGUCAGCACCGGCGGUGCAGUCCGCAAUCUAGGCAAACCCGUCGACAUGGCGAAAAAGUACUACGAGCAAGGCGCCGACGAAGUCACUUUCCUCAACAUAACCUCCUUCCGCAACUGCCCCGUCGCCGACACGCCUAUGCUCGAGAUCCUCCGUCGAACAAGCGAAACCGUCUUCGUGCCCCUGACAAUAGGCGGUGGAAUAAGAGACACUGUAGACACGGACGGGACUAAGAUCUCAGCACUGGAUAUUGCGACUAUGUACUUCAAGUCUGGCGCCGACAAGGUAUCCAUUGGCUCUGAUGCUGUCACCGCUGCGGAGGAAUACUACGCGAGAGGCAAGAAACUCACCGGGGCCACUGCUAUCGAAACUAUCUCCGCCGCCUAUGGCAACCAAGCGGUGGUCAUCAGCGUCGACCCCCGCCGCGUCUACGUCCAUUCACCUUCCUCCACGCCACACCAUACUAUCCGUACCAAAACCCCAGGCCCCAACGGCGAAGAAUACUGCUGGUACCAAUGCACUAUCAAAGGCGGGCGCGAGGGCCGUGACUUUGAUGUAAGGCAGCUGGUCACAGCCGUGGAGGCCAUGGGCGCGGGAGAGAUCUUGCUGAACUGCAUAGACAAGGAUGGGACGAAUAGCGGAUUUGAUCUCGAGCUUAUCAACGAUGUGAAGGAAGCGAUUAAGAUCCCGGUUAUCGCGAGUAGUGGCGCGGGGAAUCCGGGGCAUUUUAAUGAAGUGUUUGCGCAGACGAGGACGGAUGCCGCGUUGGGGGCUGGCAUGUUCCACAGAGGAGAGUACACGGUCAAACAGGUUAAGGAGUAUCUACAAGAGAAGGGACAGCUGGUGCGACAAUUCGAAGAGGCCAUAUAAAAGACCUCGUGAAAGCUCGAUUCUAGCAUAAUCUUGAUAUCCCGUAGAACGCCGUGUU